Messenger RNA from Styela clava, 969 nucleotides. NCBI's taxonomy places the organism in Eukaryota, Metazoa, Chordata, Ascidiacea, Stolidobranchia, Styelidae. The record is from RefSeq and is a predicted model, not a curated record.
AUUUUCAGGAUAUUUUACGAGUGGUUAGGGACAAACCUGUACCGGUAUCUCAGUAUCUGUCUGUCUUGGCCAGGGCGGGAGCAGGAAUCAGGAAAGAGAGAAGUUUUACUUUGCAAACUAUGCAUCUUAAUCAUGGAUCAUGUGGAUAUUGAAUUUCUUGCUGAAAGAGAACAUGUAUCAAUCAUUCCCAAGUUCAAUUCUGACAAAAUGUUUUUGAUAUCCGGCGAAGUUGGACCAUUUAAUGUCGGUGUUCCUACAGAAGUUCCAAUUUGGUUAGCAAUUAAUUUGAAACAGAGAAAUGAAUGUCAGAUUCAACGCCCUACUUGGAUGGAACUUGUCACACUGGAAACAAUGAAGGAAGAUGAAAGCAAUAGCGAACUCUUUACUCCUCUACCUAGUCCUUACUUCCAGGAAAUUUCCCAUAUUCUACUAAAUCAAGCAACUGAUAAUAUACCCCACGCUGAUGGUAUAAGGACUAUUAUUAAAGACAUUUUGGAUAUAAGAGUUGCUAAGUUAAGAAGCAGCAUAGAUAAAUUUGUAAAACUGAAAGCUACCUAUGCCAAGCUGGAUAAUUUGUCACAAAUGGAAAUAAAUACAGUUAGGGCUUUUUUAACAACUGCACUAGAUCAUAUGCGUAACCUCGACAAGACUGAAAAAUUGACAGAACAGUAUGCUUCUGUGAACUAAUAUAAGUUUCUCAACAGCCUUCUUGACAUUUCUAGUCAACAGUGGACAGAGAGUCUGGAAUACCAAAAAAUGGGCAUCCACCCUCCUGGAUGAACAUAAAAAUUCAUCUCAUCUUUAUGGGAUGCAUGUGCCUAUGUCAGGGAUCAAUAUAUCGUUUUAUGUUCUGCCAACGUUAGCAAUGACAUACACAUUUUCAUGCAGAAUUUUUGUAUUGAACAGUAUUACAAAAGAUUGUCACAAUGCACAAUUUUUAAAACUGAAAUAAAACACAUGAAGCACCAA